CACUUUCAAACGUUCGUGGGUACGACCCGGAGCCCCCUGACGCCUAAAGUAGGUUCUUUCUUCUUCGAGUCGCUCGCGGAAGAAUUUUAAAUCGUGUCCUAGACUAAACGUUGCAUUAGAACAAUUUUUUUUCGAGUGCUCGCAUUUUUAGUCGAGGUGUAAGGUGUGCUAACUCCGGUGGUGAUAAUGUGUGGUGGAUGAAGAGCGCGAGAGUACCUACUGUGAUCUAGUUGUGGAAUAGAACUUUAUGUACCAGGAUGAGGCUUAAUAUAGGACUUAAAUUAACAAUAUGGUUAGCAAAUCUCGUUGUUUACUGUAGCUCAGUAUGUUCGCCACACUAUGGUGCAGAACCAUGUAUAUACGAUUACACACCGGCACCUCCUGGAAAGACUCCUCCGUGUGCACGACCGGGCCUGACAUACUGUGAAUAUCCGGAACAAUACCCUGGACAGCUCAUCCACUUCCUAGUCAAACAUUGGAAAUACGACCACCAGAGUCUAUUUUCUUCAGAAUCGAAAGACGAUUUCGAUUCAUAUUACUAUCCCACAACGAGCCCUGUUUAUGGACCACCUAACUACCGACCUCCCUAUACUGGUCGUCAUAGUAUCGGAUACCCCGAACCAAUUUACAUACCAAAGCCCCAAAUUCCAUUUCAGGAAAAUGGAUACAUUCCCCCUUCCUAUCAUCAUCGCCCAAACUAUACGAAUUACGACACCAGCGGUGGAUAUCAUUAUGGUCCACCCAGCAAGGCCAAUAUAUACUACCAACCCUACCAACAGACUCUGGAACAUCAUCCCCAGUAUGGGCAGUACAAUAGCCUUUGGAAAAGGGCUCUCGACCAAAACUACCGACGGUACAAGAGAUCGUUAAGGAAGAAGAGGAUGCUACCGUUCAUUCCAGUGGAAAAAUUUGCGAACGGCACUCUCCAUCGGAGUAAAAGGCAAGAUCCUGGUAAAACGGUUCUGUGUCGAACUCGAGUAGACUAUAUAACCCCGAGAGCUGCACUUAAUAAUCAAGGAAACUGGAGGUAUAUCGUAAAUAUGCCAGAAGUGAAUCAACGAGUGACUCAACUAGUCAAGUCUGAGAAGUGUGCUUCAACUACUUGUGAUGGAAUAUGCCAGCUACCAGAUAACUUCGUUUCCAAAUGCGAACAGAAAUAUGUUCAAAAGAGAUUAGUCGCAUUAGGCGCAGGAGAAGGAUCAGGAGAACUUUACACAGAUCUCUUUUGGUUUCCCAGUUGUUGUUUGUGCACGAUACAGAGGGUUGACAACUAAACAAUCGUUACUAUUUUAAAGCACUGUUAGAUUCUUCUUAUUUCAGCACCCUGUCCGAUUAUCGAACGUUGGCGACCAUACUGGCAAUAAUAACUUUGUUUGCGGCAGCUCUAAACAGAUUAGCGGUGGUCUCUUCUUCGACCUGGGCCUCUUCUUCCCUCUAAGAGGCGGCAACAACUAAGUGUUAGAGUCAUUCUCAAAAAGGACGAUUGGUUUCUGGCAAUAGAUCCAAAAUUAGAUGAGGAGAAGCCAAGGAGGGGGAGUUGGCAUCUUGCUAAGAUAGAUUUCGGAGACUUUAAGAUUUAAUCCGUUUAUCUUUAAUGUUUUUGUGUGUAAACUUAACGAUUGUAUUUUACAAAGUGUAUUAUAGUAGGUAUAUACCUGAAAUUCCCUAUUAGAUUAAAUUUUCAUUGUAAACAAAACGACCAAAGGAAAUUUCAAAAUUUUGUACAGCUUAAUUAAUUUAUUUUUUUACGUUAUAUUUUAAAUAUAUAGUUAAGGGCGCAGACGCAAAAUUUCGCGUCAAUGUGUUUUAAUUGCAUUCAUUUUUCUCGAAUUCUGAGAAAGUAUUUUUGAAAAAUUUAAACGCAGAUUGAAAGAUUACAUUAUUAUCGAGGGCCGAAAGUUCCUUAAAAUAACCAAAAAGUUUCUUUUGAAUGAGAUAUUUGAAAUUAAAAAUCACACUAAAUUUUCUCUUUUUUUCACCCCUGUAACUUAUUCAAAUAAACAUUAUAAAAGUUUUCAGGGACUUUCGGCACUCUAUAAUAAUGUAAUCUCUCAUUUUGCGUCUAAACUUUUCAAAAAUACUUAGUUUUCUGAGGAUUAAAAAAAAAUGGCAUUUAAAACACAUUGGCGCGAAAUUUUGCGUCUGCGUCUUUAAAUGCUUUUAUUUAAUAAAUAAGGUAGUUAAUAUUAAGAACCAUAAUUGUAGAGAAUAAGAGAAUUUUGUACGUUUUUAAUGAAAACCAAUAAACUUUUUCGAAUA
Molecule: messenger RNA, 2259 nt
Organism: Diabrotica virgifera virgifera (western corn rootworm)
Lineage: Eukaryota; Metazoa; Arthropoda; Insecta; Coleoptera; Chrysomelidae
Product: protein spaetzle 5
Exons: 6
Coding region: 258-1274 (338 amino acids)
Biological process (GO): central nervous system formation; regulation of Toll signaling pathway; innate immune response
Cellular component (GO): extracellular region
Molecular function (GO): growth factor activity; Toll binding
Source: RefSeq, a predicted model, not a curated record